Molecule: messenger RNA, 1833 nt
Organism: Phragmites australis (common reed)
Lineage: Eukaryota; Viridiplantae; Streptophyta; Magnoliopsida; Poales; Poaceae
Product: cyclin-B2-2-like
Exons: 12
Coding region: 224-1519 (431 amino acids)
Biological process (GO): regulation of cyclin-dependent protein serine/threonine kinase activity; mitotic cell cycle phase transition
Cellular component (GO): cyclin-dependent protein kinase holoenzyme complex; nucleus; centrosome
Molecular function (GO): cyclin-dependent protein serine/threonine kinase regulator activity
Source: RefSeq, a predicted model, not a curated record
GGCCGGGCCCAAUUACUACUACUGACGCGUCUCGGUCUCGCCUGCCCCUAUUUUAUCGCUCCCGUGUCCCGUCUCUCUCCUCCGCUCCCAGCCUCCUCCUUCCUACCAGAAGAGCGGCCACCACCGGCAUCGGCAUCGGGAGUGAGAGAGAGAGAGGUCGCGGUGCCCUUCUCUCUCAAAUCUUGUCUCGGUAGGACGAUCAGUACCAAGGAGUUCACCAGUAAUGGAGAAUCGUGUGCACGCGAUGAAAUCUGAAAACUAUCACCAAGGUGUUGCAAUGGAGGGCGUCAAGUUUGUGCCGGAGGCGGCGAAUACGAACCGGAGAGUCCUGCGUGAUAUAAAGAACAUCAUAGGAGGCCCUCACCAGCACUUGGCUGUGACCAAGAGGGGACUGUCAGAAAAAUAUGUUGCUGCUGUGGAUCCUAUUAAGGAUCAAAAUAGCUUUGGUGGACACCGUCCCGUUACCAGAAAGUUUGCUGCAACAUUGUCAAACCAACCUACAAGUGCCCAUCUGGCGCCCAUUGGAAGUGAGAGGCAGAAAAGAAAUGCAGAGACAGCAUUUCACACUCGUGCAGAUAUGGAAAGCAGCCAAAGCACCAAGAUGUCUGAUGACAUUCCCUUCCAGAUGCUAUCUGAGAUGGACGAAGUGAUGACUUCUGAGCUGAAAGAGAUCGAGAUGGAAGAUAUUGAGGAGGCAGCACCUGAUAUUGACAGCUGCGAUGCAGGAAACUCUCUUGCAGUGGUUGACUACGUUGAUGAAAUUUACAGCUUCUACAGAAGAACUGAGGGUUCAAGCUGUGUCGCUCCUAAUUAUAUGUCAAGUCAGACUGAUAUAAAUGAGAAGAUGCGUGGAAUUCUUAUUGACUGGCUGAUUGAGGUGCAUUAUAAAUUAGAGCUGUUGGAGGAGACACUGUUUCUUACUGUGAAUAUCAUAGACAGAUUCUUGGCACGUGAAAACGUGGUGCGAAAGAAGCUUCAGUUGGUUGGUGUGACUGCUAUGCUACUUGCAUGCAAGUACGAAGAAGUGAGUGUCCCUGUUGUAGAGGAUUUGAUCCUGAUUUGUGAUCGUGCCUACACAAGAGCUGAUAUACUCGAAAUGGAGAGGAUGAUAGUGAACAUACUCAAGUUCAACAUGUCAGUGCCAACUCCAUACUGUUUCAUGAGAAGGUUUCUUAAGGCAGCAAAUUCUGACAAGAAGCUGGAGCUCAUGUCUUUCUUCAUGAUCGAGCUGAGCCUUGUCGAAUACGAGAUGCUGAAGUUCUGCCCGUCUAUGCUAGCAGCUGCCGCCAUCUACACAGCUCAGUGCACCUUGAAUGGGUUCAAGUCCUGGAACAAAUGCUGUGAGAUGCACACAAAAUAUUCUGAAGAACAGCUGAUGGAUUGCUCCAGGAUCAUGGUUGUACUACACCAAAGAGCAGCUCUCGGGAAGCUUACUGGGGUUCAUAGAAAGUAUAGCACUUUUAGGUAUGGCUGUGCAGCAAAAUCGGAAGCAGCGACCUUCUUGCUGGAAGCUUGCUAGAACUAAUUGGCUGGUUAUACACACUCUAACUACUUCAUUGAGAGAGUGAAAGAGGGGUGUAUAUAGAGGCUGCCUCGAUUAAAUUACAGAGGGGGUCUGCAUAUAUGCAUAUGCAACAGCUGUUGCAGCAACCAUUUGAUGGGCUGGGUUGGUGUGCUUAGUUUCAAUAACUUAACAUCGAUGAAAAUUGCUUUAUGUUGUUUAGGUUAUUUCCAAUUAUAUUCAUUGGAAUUUAAUUCUUACAUUGUAUCUUGGGAAUUCGUCAUUUGUUCUGUGACACCUGCAAUCUGAAAAUAAACAGUAGUUGAAUUUCC